Messenger RNA from Vollenhovia emeryi, 6434 nucleotides. RefSeq names its product dedicator of cytokinesis protein 7 (gene Zir). Bases 274 to 6240 code for a protein of 1988 amino acids. The transcript has 20 exons. Gene Ontology annotation, molecular function: guanyl-nucleotide exchange factor activity. The record is from RefSeq and is a predicted model, not a curated record. Lineage: Eukaryota; Metazoa; Arthropoda; Insecta; Hymenoptera; Formicidae. Gene Ontology annotation, biological process: positive regulation of GTPase activity; small GTPase-mediated signal transduction.
UGAUUAUUUGAAUGUGUCGGUAGAAAAGAUGACUUUACAAAUCAAAUGAUGGUAAGAACCUUGAGACAAACAACUUAGUCGCUAGUAUAGAUGAUGCUCACCCGAGGGACCUAACAUCGAAAAGCGUCAGUCACGUCAAACGCAUCCAAGGUUCGAGGGAGAUAUUGGAGGACAGCGAUUUACUUGCUUGCGAUUUUGGUUAUUCACAGCCGUCUUGUUCUCGAUGAAUUCAGAUUAACAAUCUCGUCGGAUUAUUUCGCUGGGGCAUUUAUAAUGUCUUCGGUCCAGCGUGCCUUUGCUCAUAAAUUAAACAAACAGCAUGCCGCCGAUGUGAGACGUCAAAUUGCCACUUCAACCUCCUACUCCCGCGAUCUGUCGAAGAGCGGUAGCAGUGUUUCGGGAUUUUCUUCCACGAUGUCCUUGUGCGAGGUAUUGGAACCUCUGGAUUACGAGGAAUUCUUGGGACAACAUCAGUCGGUACUGGACCGGGAUCCUUUGAAACCAAUCCUAGAUUUUCCUCCGGGCGAUGUUGAACUGAGAGUCGUAAAGAGGAAGAUUCGGACGGAGGAGCCGGUAGUACCGCACGAAUCGAUCGAUACCGUGUCGCCUUAUGUGAAAAGGUGCAUUGAGAGUUUUACUUCAGACUGGGUCGUAAUACACCGCAAGUACAAGGGCAGAAUCUCACCCAUCGCCAGAGACAGAUUGCUUCAGGAUACACCUAGGCAAGAUUUCGAGGUAGAUCAGGAAGAUGCAAAUGGUUGUGUGUCGCCGAACGAAGAGGACGACUUGUCCAAUUCCGGAGAUACUCCGCGAGGAUCUUGGGCGAGUCUGGAUUUGCGGCAUUCGCAGCACGACCCUCUUCUGCCGAGUUUGCUGGAUCGUGUCUGCCUUGAAACGAUCGAUCAGAUGAACGAGCAGAAGAGAUUGGAGGAUCGACAGGAAGCUUUAUUCCCGCUCUACGCCCCACCAACUCCUCUUGACGACGAGUGGCAAGAAAUCAGCGUUGCCCCGGAACCUACGGAGCCUUUUGCUCAUAAAAUUCUCGUGAAAUGUCUGCAGUUGAAGUUGGAACUGGAAGUGGAGCCGAUAUUCGCGAACCUCGCAUUGUAUGACGCCAAAGAAAAGAAAAAAGUGUCUGAGAAUUUCUACGUCGAUAUGAAUUCAGAGGGAUUGAAAAGAAUGCUUGGGGGACACAUCGCUUACAGCGACGCAAGUACCUUAGCUAGAAGUUGCGUUUUGAGCGUAAGUAAGCCGAGUCCCGACUUGUUUCUUGUCGUGCGGCUAGAGAAAGUACUGCAAGGCGACAUAUCGGAGUGUGCCGAGCCAUAUUUACGCGAAGAUAAAAAUAAAGAUAAGGUCAGAGCUGCCGCCGCUGCUGCGUGCGAACGCUUGGGCCGUUACAGAAUGCCUCUCGCGUGGACUGCGAUUCAUCUGUCUGGUGUAAUCGGAGGCGGUGGCGAUGCGGACAGCACUGGCAGCGCUGGAUCUUUAGACAGAAAGUCGAGCGGCCUGGAGCAGUGGCGAAAGAAAGUGGAACCGCCGACGCGACGAGGCUCGCUAGAAAGACGGAGCUCGGAUAAAAGACGUAGUUGGUCGCCGGACGAUUUUGCUAAUUGCCUCGAUAGCUUUAGGCCCAUUACUUUAACGGUCUCGAGCUUCUUCAAGCAAGAAAGCGAGCGACUUCGCGAUGAAGAUCUUUAUAAGCUUUUGGUUGAACUACGAAGACCCGGUUCUAACUUGAAACGAUUAAAAUGCCUACCAGGGAUACUGAAAUUGGAUCUCAGUCCCAGACCCGAGGAACUGCCGAGAUGUCUUGAUCCUGAUCUUAGAAGAUUAGUUCCAUAUCCGGAUGAAAAGAGUCGACCGGUUAAGGAGAUACUCGAAUUUCCAAGCGAAGUCGUUUCGCCAGAUUUAAUGUAUCGUAACCUUCUAUAUCUUUACCCCAAGGAAGCGAACUUCAGCUCCAGAACUGGCUCGGCCCGCAAUAUCGCUGUAAGAAUUCAGCUUAUGGGAGGUGAGCAGGAAGCCGACGCGCUUACAGCUAUCUUCGGCAGAUCAUCGUGUCCUGAGAUGACGCACGAGUAUUUCACUUCCGUGUCGUACCACAACAAAAAUCCCAACUUUUACGACGAAAUCAAGAUGAGACUACCAGCGGACUUGAGCGCAAAACAUCACUUACUGUUCACCUUCUAUCAUAUUAGUUGCCAGAAGAAGGCGGAACAACCUAACGUGGAAACGGCGGUCGCGUAUACGUGGCUACCGCUUUUAAGAGAUGGUCAUCUCCAGUCGGGCGAGUUCAGUUUGCCAGCUAUGCUAGACCCGCCACCUGCAAAUUAUUCCUACAUCGCACCCGAUGUUCUUCUGCCAGGCACUCGAUGGGUCGAUGCUCAUCGAGGGGUCUUCACUGUCAUAUUGGAGCCUGUUUCUAGCGUUCAUCCGCAAGACAAAUAUAUCGACCGAUUUUUAUCAUUAUGUGGCUUUCUGGAAACCGGCCAAGUUCCGCCUCGUAUCGGCGAAGCUGGCAUGGAGUCCGAAUUGAAGUCGGCUCUCCUCGAAUUGGCGCGUGCCUCGCAUUCCGCCUUGGUGCGAUCUCUUCCCCAAUUACUGGAUCAAUUACUAUGUCUCCUGGUGCGACCGCCAACAUUGCCGUCCCAAUCGUUGAACGUCGCGGCCACCAUCUUCGAGGCUCUGGGACUGCUCGUGCGAAAUAUCACCAAUUUACCGGACGGCCAAUUGGACGCGCACGGAAGACACGCGCUCCUGGCCACCUACAUCGCGUAUCAGUGCUCCUUGCCGAGCAUGACUCACAACGGGGGCGUCGUGCGAGCGCAGAGCAAUCCCGAUCUGCCUCUGGAGGAUCUGGAGAUGGAGAUGCACUCGCGGGGAUUAGACAGAACGGCGUCGAUGCGGCAGGAGUCUCCCUCGAUCAACAGUCAUCCCACCCGAAGACUUCUACACGAGGAACUCGCCUUGCACUGGGUGGUGUCCACUGGACAGGCGCGCGAACUGGCGAUAACCCACUCCUGGUUUUUUCUGGAGCUGAUAAUGCGCUCGAUGGCUGUCACACUGUCUGAGAUGGGCUCCAUGGAAGCGCUGCGAAAGGUGAGAUUCUCACCGCAGUUCUGCGACGACGUCGCGACGCUCAUCGCCGCGUUAACGUCCGAGGUGGUGUCGCGCUGCGGCAAGGAGAUCCGCGUGGCGUCCAACUUGAUAUCGAGCCUCGGCAAUUUCCUGUCCGAUCUGCUAUCCGUAAUGGACAGGGGAUUCGUGUUGUCGCUUGUUCGCGCUGCCUGUUGCUCGCUGUCGGACGCGUCGAUGCACAUUCCCGAUUCGGCAGCGUUGUACGCUCUGAAACUCGAUCUUGUGAGAACGGUGUGCUCGCACGAGCACUACGUAGCACUGAAUCUUCCCUUCGGCACAGGCUACACGUCGGGAUCCGCUCCGGCAUCGCCCAGCCCGUCGACCGGCAGCUCGGGCAGCCUGAUAUCCACUCUCGUGCCCGGGGACAGAGCCCGGUUCUCGGAACUCAGCCAGGAGUUUAGGCAACAGCACUUCCUGGUCGGCAUCGUUCUCUCCGAUCUGGCGAACACCUUGGAGAUACCAAAUCCGAUGCUGCAGAAUAAAGCUAUCGGGACCGUCCGACACCUUAUGAGCUGCCACGAUGCCGAUCCACGAUACUCCGAUCCCGCGGCGAAGGCGAGGGUCGCUGCGCUGUAUUUGCCGUUACUCAGUAUUUUGAUGGAUGCCUUACCCCAACUUUAUCACUGGGACUCGAAAGACAAAAGCGUUUAUCCGGACGAGUCCGGAUCGAUCACGCAGUCGGUGGCGCUGGCUAUCGCUGGCGGAGCGUCAGCGGACACCGCGGGCAAUCAGUGUCGCGUGUCCUUGAGCUCCGAGGCUACUCGACAUUUGUUGAUGUGUGCCUUAUGGGUGCUGAAGGGAUUAGAACGCACCGCUCUGGCGCAGUGGUGUUCCGAGCUUAGCGCGAGGCGCAUUCUGAGCUUGCUGCAAGUACUGAAUAUUGCUACCGCAGCUUUCGAGUACAAAGGCAAGAAGGCGCUGAAAAGAUUGCCACCUCAAGCAACGGCCACCAGCGACAUUCGGUCGCGGCUGGAAGACGUGAUUCUCGGUCAGGGAAGCGCCAGGAGUGAAAUGAUGCUACGAAGAAAGGAGAGAGUGACUGGAGACAAAUUGAGAUGGCGGAAAGAUCAAAUGCCUUACAGAUCCUGCGAGCAGCCGGAAGGAAGAGCUGUAGAGCAAGACGCUCAUAUAGAAGGAGCCUUAGCGGCUGAGGCUUCUCUCGUCGUAUUAGAUACCUUAGAAUCCGUAGUUCAAGCUGACGGCGGUGGAGGUGCGGUCGUCGGCGCGGUAUUGAAGGUGUUACUGAGAGCGCUGGCCAGAAAUCAAAGUACAUCGGUGCUUCAGCACAUGUUCAACACGCAGCGGGCUUUGGUGUUCAAGUAUCACAGCGCGUUGUUUGACGAGGAGAGCGAGCGCUGCGGGGAUUUGUGCUUGACGUUGCUGACUCGAUGCAGCUCGCCCUUAAGCGCUAUUAGAAGUCACGCGGCUGCGAGCCUGUAUUUGUUGAUGCGACAGAAUUUUGAAAUUGGGAAUAAUUUUGCGCGCGUCAAAAUGCAAGUCACCACAUCCUUAUCUGCUCUGGUUGGAAGAGGAAGAGCUCCUAGCGAGGGUGCGCUGCGUAGAGCGUUGAAAACGGUGCUGGUAUACGCCGAGAGAGAUACGGAGCUUGCGGACACGAGUUUCCCCGAACAGGUGAAGGACCUGUUGUUCAAUCUUCAUAUGAUCCUCUCUGAUACUGUUAAGAUGAAGGAAUUCCAAGAGGAUCCUGAAAUGCUCCUGGAUCUAAUGUACAGAAUCGCCAAGGGUUAUCAAGGAUCGCCUGAUCUUCGUCUGACUUGGCUCGCAAACAUGGCGCAGCAGCACAUGGAGAGGAAAAAUCACACGGAAGCAGCGAUGUGUCUGGUGCACAGUGCCGCUCUGGUAGCGGAAUAUCUUCAUCUGCUCGAACCUGGUGGUGGCGGCCGGCCUGUAGGAGCCGUUGCUCUGAAUGCCGUAACACCGAAUGCUUUAGAGGAGAGUGCUGUCGGCGACGACGUACUGGCCAGAAGAGAAGAGGGGCUUUGCUUGGGUCCCGAUUUUUCAGAGAGUGGGUUGGCGGGUUUACUGGAGCACGCGGCCAGCUCUUUUCACGCGGCUGGAAUGUACGAAGCUAUUCCCGACGUCUACAGGGUGUUGCUACCUAUAGCGGAAGCUGCACACGACUAUAAGAAAUUGGCCAACAUUCACGGCAAACUUCACGAGGCAUAUACGCGUGUUGAACAACUGGCUGGCAAGCGUGUCUUCGGGACGUACUUCAGAGUUGGUUUCUACGGCGCUCGAUUCGGCGAUCUCGCCGGCGAAGAGUUCGUAUACAAAGAGCCAACGUUGACGAAGCUCCCGGAGAUAUUUUCGAGACUCGAGAACUUUUAUGCCGAGAGAUUCGGCGCAGACAAUAUAGUCAUAAUAAAGGAUUCGAAUCCUGUGGAUCCUACCAAGUUGGAACCGGACAAAGCCUACGUCCAGAUCACUUAUGUGGAACCGUAUUUCGAAGCACACGAGCUUAGGCACAGACCCACCGUUUUCCACCGGAAUUUCAACAUAAAGCGAUUUGUUUAUGCGACACCUUUUACACCUGGUGGCAAGGCUCACGGCGAGUUACGCGAACAGUGCAAGCGGAAGACCAUAUUAACGGUAGCGACGCAUUUCCCGUAUCUGAAAACCAGAAUUCGAGUCGUGGCUCGGAAACAGAUAGUCCUGAGCCCCAUCGAAGUGGCAAUUGAAGAUAUACAGAAGAAGACUGCCGAGGUGGCUGCUGCGACCGCUCAGGAACCACCCGACGCAAAGAUGCUGCAAAUGGUCCUUCAAGGUUGCAUUGGCACGACGGUCAAUCAAGGACCUGCUGAGGUAGCGGUCGUGUUUCUUUCCGGUUUACGCGAACAAAAUGCCCAACCGACCAGAUUGCAGCACAAGCUUCGUCUGUGUUUCAAAGAUUUCCAAAAGAAGUGUCUCGACGCUUUGCGGCGUAAUAAGAAUCUGAUUGGACCCGAUCAGCGGGAUUAUCAGCGGGAGCUGGAGAGAAAUUAUCAAAGAUUGACCGAGAGAUUGGCACCUCUCAUUGCUUGGAGCGGACCGUCCUUAAUUAAUCAGCAAGCUGUACCGUCGACUCCUCCGCGCUGGUAGGGACAUGAAACACUGCCAUUGAAGCUUACCAAAGACUAAUGUAUCCAAUUAUUAAUCGUGUAUGCGAUUGUCAUGUAGCUAAUUCCACUUGCAAUCACUAUUGUGAAACAUGUUCGUACGUUGAAUCCUUGUUUUAUAAUAUUAAAAAUUAUUUCAAAUUAUUUGUAAAAUGAAUAUUUAAUUAGAAAAUUAUA